Messenger RNA from Nestor notabilis (Kea), 141 nucleotides. It is a transcript of the gene HYPK, whose product is annotated as huntingtin interacting protein K. The record is from RefSeq and is a predicted model, not a curated record. Gene Ontology annotation, biological process: protein stabilization; negative regulation of apoptotic process. The transcript is spliced from 2 exons. NCBI's taxonomy places the organism in Eukaryota, Metazoa, Chordata, Aves, Psittaciformes, Psittacidae. The annotation marks the transcript as partial.
GAACUGGCAAAAGUGACCAUCAAGAAGGAGGACCUGGAGCUGAUUAUGACAGAGAUGGAGAUCUCACGGGCGGCCGCGGAGCGCAGCCUUCGGGAGCACAUGGGGAAUGUGGUGGAGGCGCUCGUCACUCUCACCAACUGA